AUGACACACACAGCAGGCAACAUGUUUGGCCACCGGCCGCCGCUGCCCCCACAGCCACGGCAGCGGGACUAUUCGGCGGACGAGGAAUGCGCGGUGGACGCACUCCUAUUGCUCUCCAUCAGCUGCGGAGGUCUCUGCCUCCAGCGGCAACCCACUCCGCCGGCAAAACCCGCCGUAUACGUGUGCGACCUGUGCGGGGCCACGUUUCCUUCCCACCAAGCCCUCGGAGGCCACAAAACGUGCCACCGCCCCAAGCAGCCUGCCGCAAAGAGCUCCGGCGAGAAGUCCCGUUAUUAUGUGUGCAACAUCUGCGGGGCAUUGUUUGCGUCUGGUCAAGCAGUUGGGGGGCAUCACCGCAAACAUUACAGGGAGAGGGAAAGCCGGAAGUCACAGUCGUCGAGCGGCAGUAGUGGGGACGUCGUCACCAUUGUCCAAGAGGAUCAUCCAGUUCGCCGGGGUUUAGACUUUGACCUCAACCUGCCCUAUCCGUUUGCUGAUUGA
Striga hermonthica is the source of this 501-nucleotide messenger RNA. Lineage: Eukaryota; Viridiplantae; Streptophyta; Magnoliopsida; Lamiales; Orobanchaceae. The record is from the annotation of a GenBank genome assembly.